Molecule: messenger RNA, 660 nt
Organism: Cantharellus anzutake
Lineage: Eukaryota; Fungi; Basidiomycota; Agaricomycetes; Cantharellales; Hydnaceae
Exons: 1
Coding region: 46-498 (150 amino acids)
Source: RefSeq, a predicted model, not a curated record
CUCCGCGGAGUUUUAGAAGAGGGAAUUUUGUUCGGAGGACGUUAGAUGGACUGGGGAGCACGUCCACAACCUGGAACUCGUAUUCGGAGUAGAGCGGCACCUUGUAUGACUCUCCGCUGCACAUGCCUAGAGGUUGUGGAACAUGGGAUCAAUAUGUUUCAAUCAGCUAUCUGUGGGAAUCCGUGGACCGCGGGGGUUUAUGCAAAUUUCCCGCAGGCGGUUGCCAUUCACAGAAGGAUGAGAUAUGAUUGCUCGGGUGCAUUUGGCUGCAACGUUGCACUUUCUGCUGGACAUGAGCUUGCAAUUCCUCCUGGACAGUGCGAGUCUACUCGUGCUUUGUCUUCUUCGAAUUACGCACUAGGAAAAGAUCGGAGGAUCUACGGAGGCCUUUGUUUCUUCCAUUAUUACUCUUUUAACUCCCUCCGCAGAGCUUUAAAAAGGGUUUCGCACAAACUCGAAGAACAGAUCACCGAACACAUCCAUCUUUCCCUCUUUUAGACGCCCCCCAACCAACAUCCAUCCUCUUCACCAGCCUUGACCGCGGCUGAACCACAAUAUAUCACCGCCCAGAUGCCCCUUUCAAUCAUCGAUGUUCCUUCAGACGUUCUUCUCGAGAUCGUCGGCUGGCUCGACCCUUAUGCCAUCGUUCGAUUAUGUUCG